AUGUUUUUGACACUCCCCAUUUCUCUUUCUCUCUUUAUCACCAGCCAGAUCUGCCAUGCUGUACCACUCAUCACCCCUCGUGGUCCAACCACGGCGUGUCCUUCACAAAGGCUAUAUGCAUCUGAGCGAACUUGUAUACCAUACGUGGAAAAGAAGGACAUCGCCGGUAUCAGCUUUAACCUCUACACCUGGACCGUUCUAGACUCCCCGAACACUCCUGCUGGGGACAGCUCGUAUCUUGCUCCACUCGUCAAGGCGGCUGAAGAUGUCUUGCCUUUCUAUGCAACGCUCAUGAAAUCUAAGAUGAAGACUAUCAAUGUAUUUCUUACAGAAGAGUUCGAAGACCGUGGGGUCACAGAUUUCUUAUCAAUGGAUCCGAGCAUCUGCAGCAUCCGAGUGGGGAACAGGCUACCUCUCGACAAUGGGUCGGUCCAAAAGACACUCGCCCACGAACUGUACCACUGUGUUCAAAGAACAUUUCAGCCAAUAAAACCGUUCAAGGAAUCGGCAUGGUGGAGCGAAGGGUUGGCCGAGUACUUUGGCAAUGUUUUCUUUCCAGGAACCAACGGCGGACAUAUGCCAUCGUAUAAUCCAAAAGCGCAGCUUUGGAGGAACACCUAUGGCGCCAGUGUGUUCUUCCAAUAUUUGUCUGGUACCGUUUCCGAUGUGGACAUCCACAAUUGGGGCAUCGUCCAGCCAGAUCUCAGGUUACCGCAGGGCGUAGAGGCUAGCGUAUCUCAAGACAAAUUCAUUACCGAUGCGUUUCCAAGCUUCGCGGCACAGUUUGCGGACGGGAACAUCAAGUACAAGAAUAAGCAAACGGUCGUCGCCAAUAUACCUACUCCGAGAUAUCUCGACAAUAUCCCUCCCAAGCCUGGUGUCUACACAAAGAAUACGAGAUUGGGCUCCUUUACCGUUCUGGAGAAGUUGGAGUUGACUUUGCCAAAAAACCGCAAGAUUUCCUUCAGGUUCGACACGCAGGACAGCCAGACCGUGCUACAGUACCGCAAGGCGAGCGAGCAGAAUUGGAACACUGCGAACAAGGGAGUAGAGACUCUCCUCGAGCAAGGCACUUGCGAGUACGUCUUCCUUGCGACUUCCACAUCACACGACAAUUUCAACCAAGCCUUCAAUUUGCCGAUUACUUUCACAGUGAAGAAAGCACCGAAGAAUCGUAAGCAUAAGCGUGACGACGUGGGGAACUCUAUCCUCGUUGGAAUCCAGAGCGGAGGAAUCGCCCAAAACAGCUCAGUGACCUCAGUGACCUCAGUUACCCCAGUCACCACAGUCACCACAUUCACUACAGCUACCAUAUUCACUACAGCUACCAUAUUCACCACAGCCACCGUAGUUACCACAGUCACUGCAGUUGCCACAGCCGCCACAGCCGAUCGAGUCACUCCAGUCACCCCAAUCAUCCCAGUCACCACAGCUACCCCAGUUACCACAGCUACCCCAGUUACCACAGCUAUCCCAAAUACCACAGCUAUUCCGGAUACAUCAGCCGUCCCAGAUAUACAGGGCGCAGUAGAAGGCGCAAAUGAACAAUGGCAGACCAUCUUCAUAGAUGGCAGUGAGCCAUACGAGGACGACCAAGAGGGGGGCAGCUGCGAGAACCAAUGUCUCGUUGGAAAUUGGCAUCUCGACGUACCCAGCAUGCAAAGUUUCCUAGCGCAGAAAAUCCCCGCAUCGGUUGCCACACAAACUCCAGUAACGAUCACGAAUCUCGCCGUGACGGGCUCGUCAACCUUCAGCGUGACAUCGAGCUUGGCUAGCUCGUGGAUUUUUGACCAUCUCGACAUCUCUUACGAUGCCACUGCUGACAACGUGGCCUUCCACACUCUGAUGGAUAUCACUGGCUCAUUGGACGGAAAGGUAAAGCUGAGUGGAGAUGAUAUGUUCUCCUGGGAGAACAUUCAGUCAACAGGAGCAAUCAAAACGACGACCUCCGUUUUUGGCAUACCUCUUGAACUAGAUUUUCCAUUGAGUGAGCAGUACGGAGUAAGUACACAGGUACAAUAUAUCUGCGAGGGUGAUACAUUGCAGAUGGCUGGGUAUGUCGAUGGGGGGUAUCAGUGGGGAUACACUUGGUCAAGAGAUGUUAUCGUGUGA
Bipolaris oryzae ATCC 44560 is the source of this 2112-nucleotide messenger RNA. RefSeq lists its product as uncharacterized. NCBI's taxonomy places the organism in Eukaryota, Fungi, Ascomycota, Dothideomycetes, Pleosporales, Pleosporaceae. The transcript has a single exon. The record is from RefSeq and is a predicted model, not a curated record. The coding region runs from base 1 to 2112 and encodes 703 amino acids.